UCACGACUCUGUGGUAUUCCUGCCCCUGACGCGUACAACCCAGCCUUCCGCGCUAGGCGUGGCCGUCCGGCGACCUAGCAACGGCCCUCGAUGGUCCAGCGUCGUGGACAACGUGAGUACCGUCCGUCCGUCCACCGCGCUCGUCACCGCCCGGGUAACCCUCGCUCCGUCAAUUGGUCCACGUUUGGCCGCAGACGGCGUUCCUCGACCAGCCCGCGCAGAUCGCAGCUGUCUACCGUCCAGCCCUCCACGUGUCCGUCCUGACUUGUUCGUGGUCCGUCGUCGUAUGCUUCCCGCUCGGCUUGAGGCGAGAUGAUGAUCGUAGACGGCCCGCGGGGAGCAGCAGAUGCUACGUCCGGGGCCAGCGAUCGUCGUGGGGACACGUCCCGAACGGGCGCGUGUUGAUCGGCGGGCGUUGCGGGAGGGUUAUGCGUAGUGGCUCGGUGCGAUUAGAAGAGGACCGCUCGGUGUUGCGGGGCGGCCAGAGGGACUCGGGCGGGCUCCCAGCAGCAAGCCGUGCUGAUCGCGUGUGGCUUGCUCGAGGCGCCAGCGAUCGAGCGAGCGCAUGUAGCACUGACAACCAGCUGCCCAGUUCCCGAGCUGCGACGCGCUGGGCCUGCGUUUUGUGGUAUCGAGGGAUGACGGCUGAGGACAAUGCCCGAGAGGAGGACACGCUCCCCGCCGGGACGUGCAGAUCGCUGCCUCGCAGCGAUCCGUGCAUCCAGGUGAAUGGAGCAUGUGUCCCCGGUUUGCGCACAGCCGGCUGGAAGUCGAUCGCGGUCGCAAGUGAUUCGGUGUACGCGACGAGUCUGUCGGUUGUGCGGGGUAUGAUGUCCCCGCUGCUGGGUCUCGUCUUCUGCGCAGCGACGCGCUGUGCCGCCAUCAUUCGCCGUGUGCACCGUAUUCGAGGGUUCCAACGUGCACGAUCGGGGGUCAGGUGUGAGGAGACAACCUCGUCUCCGCGUAGAGAAGUCCGUAGGUCGUUCACGCAGCCCGCGGCACGUGCGAUGCAUAAGUGUUUUGAAGAGCGAGCAACACGAGGGAGGACGAGGGCUGCAAGAGGUCACAGAGGAUGCGAGACGGGCCGGAAGGGACGGCGAAAGGCAAUCGGGUGCUAGAGAAGAACGACGCCACGGGCGAGAGUGGCGGUUACGUGCGGGAACGUGGAGUGUCGCCAAGAUCGAGGGCCCUAUGCUCGUCUCCUCACAAGCGCGUCCGCCUCCCCACAGUCCUGUACGCUCGGUGCUCGACACUUGAAUGCGGGGUAGGUAUGUGCGCGGGAAGGAUCUUGUACUCGGUGAGGAACCCGUCGACGGGUGCGCCGCGGCCGCAGAACUGGGGGUAGGAAGCGCCGGGCUCGG
Molecule: messenger RNA, 1361 nt
Organism: Fomitopsis serialis
Lineage: Eukaryota; Fungi; Basidiomycota; Agaricomycetes; Polyporales; Fomitopsidaceae
Exons: 4
Coding region: 429-1118 (229 amino acids)
Source: RefSeq, a predicted model, not a curated record